UGGCUGCUCUGCUCCAUGUCAAACUGGUUGCGCCGGCUCCCGGCACCGGCCAGAUCCUCCCCCUGGCACGGCGUGUUACGUGGACACGUCCGCUCUCGGGCAGGUUGCAAAGUCUCCGGGGUGAGCCGGGACAGGAGGAGAUUCGCCUCGCCCUGUUCUGAGCCAGAUAGCAGCAGGCUGAUGAGAAACCAGCAACCAGGCUACGGGACACUACUGCAAGUCCCGGAUAAACCCUGCAUGGAAGUCAGCGGGUACCAGAGCAGAACAUGGAAAGUCGUCCUGUGCCACCUCUUCUCCGUGCUGACGGCUGGGCUCCUCCUGAUCGUCUUCCACUGGAAGCCGAGCCUCGAAGUCCGAGCGAAGUGCAGGCCUUGCCCCCUUAGCCAAGCCGAUUGGGUCAUAAUCCAGGACCGGUUUGGACAGUGCUUCACCACGCGGGUGCAGACGGAGGAGAUCGGGGACACCUGGGAAGCCGGGCUCCUGCGCUACAGACAAAGCCUGGAGCAGCAUCCUGGGACCAGACCCGACGAUGGGAGAGCCAGCGUUGCGGUGGGCGUGACGGGUGAGGACGAUGGCAGGGACACCAUCCAGCUCCACAAGAAGGAGGAGAAGAACAUCCUGCGCUACUACCUCUUCGAAGGGUCGCGCUACGUCUGGCUGGAAAGGCAGCAGGCCUACUGCAAGGUCAGCAUCUUGGAUGAGGGGUGGACCUGCGCAGACAUCCAUCUCUCCCAGGCUGGGCUCACACAGCAAGAUCACAGCACAAAGAGAAAGAUCUACGGGCCGAACCUAAUCAACGUGCCGGUCAAAUCCUACCUCCGGCUGCUGGUGGAUGAGGUGCUGAAUCCCUUCUACAUCUUCCAGAUUUUCAGCAUCGUGCUGUGGAUCUCUGACACGUAUUACUACUACGCUGCCUGCAUAUUCGUCAUCUCUGCCAUCUCCAUUGGGCUUUCUCUCUAUGAGACCCGAAAGCAAAGCAAGACCCUGCAGAACAUGGUGAAGAUGGCGAUCAGCGUGAGAGUCCACCGCCCCAGCGGAGGGGAAGUGAUGGUGAGCUCGGAGGACCUGGUGCCUGGCGACUGCAUUAGUCUCCCCUGCGAUGGGUUUCUCAUCCCCUGCGAUGCCGCGCUGCUCACUGGCGAGUGCAUGGUCAACGAGAGCAUGCUGACGGGGGAGAGCGUCCCAGUGAUGAAGACCCCUUUACCGGAUGGGCCUCAAGCCAUCAACCUGAUCUACUCCCCCGAAGAGCACAAACGGCACACGCUGUUCUGUGGGACGCAGGUGCUUCAAGCCAAGUCGUACGUGGGCCAGGACGUCCUGGCUGUAGUGACCCGCACGGGCUUCUGCACAGCGAAAGGGGACCUGAUCAGCUCCAUCCUCUAUCCCAAGCCGCUGAGUUUCAAGUUCUACAAGGAUGCUAUGAAGUUUGUUCUCUUCCUUGCCGUUCUGGCUGUUAUUGGGACCAUAUACAGCAUCUUGAUUUUGAUUAGAAACAAGGUUGCCCUUGGGCAAAUCAUCAUCCGUGCCCUGGACCUCAUCACUGUCAUCGUGCCCCCGGCGCUUCCCGCCGCAAUGACCGUGGGCACCAUCUACGCCCAGAACCGGCUGAAGAAGCACGGCAUCUUCUGCGUCAGCCCGCCCCGGAUCAACCUGUGUGGCAAGAUCCACCUGGUCUGCUUCGACAAGACAGGGACCCUCACGGAGGAUGGCUUGGAUGUCUGGGGUGUCGUUCCCCUGGAGAACAGCUACUUCCUCCCUCUCAUCCAAGAGCCCCGCUGCCUGCCCGGCGGCCCGUUGCUGUACUCCCUGUCGACCUGCCACGCUGUGUCUCUGCUGAGAGAGCAGCCCAUUGGAGACCCGGUGGACCUGAAGAUGAUGGAGUCUACUGGCUGGAUCCUGGAGAAGGCAGAAGGGGAAGAGGCUGACCUGCACGCCAUCCAGCAGUUUGGGACGAAGGUCCUAGCAGCAAUGAAGCCCCCGCCUGUGGAGGAGCAGCCCCAUGGCACGAAGCACCAGGUGCCAGUCGGGAUCCUCCGUCGCUUCCCCUUCUCCUCCUCCCUGCAACGGAUGAGCGUGGUGGUGAAGCUGCCUGGAGAUGCCCCCGCUGAGGCCUAUGCGAAAGGGGCUCCGGAGAUGGUGGCCAGCCUCUGCAACAAGGAAACGGUCCCGGGGGAUUUCUCCCAGAUGCUACGACGCUACACAGCCGACGGCUUCCGGGUCCUGGCACUCGCCUACAAACCUCUCCCUCCGGUCAAAACCUUCGAGGACGCCCAGCAGCUGACGAGGGACUCUGUAGAGAGCGGAUUGACCCUCCUCGGCUUCCUGGUGAUGAAGAACGUGCUCAAGGCAGAGACCGCUCCCGUGAUCCACCUGCUCAGGAAAGCCAGCCUCCGCCCCGUGAUGGUGACGGGGGACAACAUGCUGACGGCGGUGAACGUAGCCAAGAGCUGCCGGAUGGUGGAGCCUAAGGAGCGGGUGGUCUUUGUGAACGCCUCUCCUCCCGACCGUGACAGACCCACCGCCCUCAAGUUCAGUCUAGCCGAGCAAGCCCAGGGGCAGGAGCUGGCAGAGGGCCUGUCCCAGCAGGAGGGCUGUCUCCUCAGGCAGCCGCCGUGCCACUUGGCGCUGAACGGGAAAUCCUUCGCGGUGGUCUGCGAACACUUCCCUGACCUGCUGCCAAAGAUCCUGGUUCGGGCGACAAUCUUUGCUCGCAUGUCUCCAGACCAAAAAACUCAGCUGGUUCGCUGCUUGCAAGACCUAAACUACUGCGUGGGGAUGUGUGGAGACGGUGCCAACGACUGCGGGGCGCUGAAGGCUGCUGACGUGGGGAUCUCGCUGUCCGAGGCGGAGGCCUCUGUGGCAUCGCCAUUCACCUCCCGAAUUCCCAACAUCGAAUGCGUGCCCCUGGUCAUACGGGAAGGCAGGUGCUCUCUGGUCACGUCCUUUGGGGUCUUUAAGUACAUGGCCCUGUACAGCCUGGUGCAGUUUGUGUCAGUGCUGCUGCUCUACACGAUCAACACCAACCUGAGCGACUUGCAGUUCCUCUUCUUUGACCUGAUCAUCACGACGACCGUGGCCGUGCUGAUGGGUAAGACCGGCCCGGCACAGGAGCUGGGCACGCAGCGUCCCCAAGGGUCACUGAUCAGCAUCCUCGUGCUGGGCAGCCUCUUGCUCCAGACAGCCCUGCUCAUCAUCGUGCAAGUCGUGAGCUACUUCAUCACUGUCUCCCAGACCUGGUACGUCCCGCUGAACAGCACGGUGACGGCCCCGCAGAACCUGCCCAACUACGAGAACACGGUCGUCUUCUGCAUCUCGGGCUUCCAGUACCUGACCCUCGCCGUGGCCAUGUCCAAGGGAUACCCCUUCAGGAAGCCGCUCUACACCAACGUCCCGUUCCUGCUUGCCCUCGUCAUCCUCUUCGGCCUGAUGAUUGGGGUGACCGUUUACCCUCUGGGGUUCAUGAAAUCCCUGCUGACGCUGAAGGACAUGAGCGACAUGAACUUCAAGCUGCUUCUGGUGGGCAUGGCCACGCUCAACUUCUUCGUGGCGUUCACGCUGGAGGUAGGAGGGCGGCCGGGGCUNNNCAACUGGCUGCGGAAGCUGCGGCGGAAGAAAACCUCCAAAAAGCUGUUCAAGAGGGUGGAGGAGGAGUUGAGGCGGCAGCAGCCGCCGUGGCCACCCCUGGACCAGCCGCUCCUCGCCACCCCCAGGAUGUCCAUCGCUGUGAGAUAGCCCCGUGCCCGUGUGGGCCCUGCUCGCUGCACCCUCCUGCUGCCGCGGGAGGAAAGGGGGGAAGCUCCGGGAGUCCAGCAAGGCCUUUCCAGCACCUCCGGACACACGUGGGUUUAUUUAUUGUUCCAUGCUGCGCACUGCCCUCUUCUCCCCUCAGCUCGGGUCACGGCCGGGAGCCACGAUGCUCAGCUCCGGGGUCGCUCGAGAGGCGUCCGUCUUGGAGGAUGGACGUGGGUGGCAAAGGUCAUCUUCCCCCAUGGGGAAUCCCUCGGCAGAACCGCUGCCCUCCCUUCAGGAGACCUGUUACACAUCGUGGAGUUUGAUGCCAGCUGGGAGGAAGCCACAGCUCCACCCGGGCCCCAGGUAUCUGAGGCUUGGCAGGGAGAGAAGGAAGCUGGAAGAUGACCUGCCUGGGGCCACCCUUUGCUGCUGCUCUUGUGUUUCGGUGGCUGUGCCAGUAGGUCCCGCGAGGUCAGUUACCCCAGGGACCAUUCCCUUUGGCUCGCUCCGAGGUGCUCAGGGCCACAGCCGGGUGAUGCGCCCAUCGGUGGGCAUGGAGCCAUCCUCGUAUGGAGAAGUCCUCGCUGCCCAUCUGCACCUGGCACGUGGGCCAGGGCUAGCAUUUCCCUGGGGGGUGCUUCCUGCCUCGUGCCCUCCAUGAGGUGGGCUCCAGGACAUUCGCUGCUGUCAGCAUGAGCCCGGGCACAGGUUGAUGGUGGGACCUGUUUACAAACCGGCGUGCCACCUGGCGUGUGGUGUGCUGCUUCCAGCUUUUCUGGACGCCAGGUGUAGCCAGCUGCUGUCACGUUCCAGGAUGGGGUUAUAGAUACUGAACAGUGUCGCUGGCAUCUCAUCAUCCAUUUUUUGGCCUUCUGUUCAUCACAACAGCUAGAAUUGUAGUGACCCCAUGCAGCCCCUCACCCUGGGCUACCUAACCCAUCCCGGCCAAACCCUGCCUCCCCUCUUCCACAAUGGGAAGUCAUUGUUCCCCCUCUACCAGGCUCCUCAAGAAGCCAGAAGCAAGCCUGCCCCAAGCCAGGAUCUGUGCACCGGUAUUGCUGAUGAUCCUUCCUCCAGGACCCUACUGAUGUGUCUGCAGACCGCCGUCAUUUGAACGGACGUUUUGUUGAAUGAGAGAUCUAUUUUUGAACGGAAACAGAUAGAAGUGCAUGCAUACAAAGAGAUCUUGCAAGUCCUCCAUUUCUCCGUGGUGGCAUUUGUGCAUGUACCUCUAAUAAAUCGGCAUUAUUUUCUUGAAA
Messenger RNA from Gavialis gangeticus (Gharial), 4991 nucleotides. It is a transcript of the gene ATP13A2, whose product is annotated as ATPase 13A2. Lineage: Eukaryota; Metazoa; Chordata; Crocodylia; Gavialidae. The coding region runs from base 16 to 3732 and encodes 1238 amino acids. Gene Ontology annotation, cellular component: membrane. The record is from RefSeq and is a predicted model, not a curated record. Gene Ontology annotation, biological process: autophagosome-lysosome fusion; regulation of mitochondrion organization; regulation of autophagosome size. Gene Ontology annotation, molecular function: ATP binding; ATP hydrolysis activity; P-type ion transporter activity. The transcript has 29 exons.